CUUCACAUGCAUGUACUUUUACUGUUCUAUAACUGUACAAAGAUAGAAACCGCGAUGGUAUUUUACAUGAAAAUUUUCUGACGUAACAACAAACUCUUGUUUCUGUCAGCAACAACGUAACAUAGCAGAGUCCGGAUGUUUCUAGUGACAUGAAUAACACAACAACCUUGUGUGGUCACUGGUCAGAGGCUAAAGAUGCUGAAAAAUUAACCAGAGUUUUGGUUGUGAAUGUGAAUGUGUUUUAAAUGAACAUUUGUGUUAAUGUGUUUUAAAUGAACAUUUAAGACCCUAAUCUGUUUAACGUCUCAUUGUUUUCCUAACGAUACGUCUAUCUUGUAUUAGCUGGAGAAUAAAUAACUGUUGAUUUAAAAGCUAGUUUAAAUGUACGGUUUAAGUGAGCACUGUGAAACAAAUCAUUAACACAGUGUCAUGGAAAACCUACAUGUAAAUGUGCAGCUCACAAAUUGACAAAGGUCAAUAAAAAGAUGCUUUUUAACCCAGUAAAACUAUGACCUGAUUUAGAGAGAAUCUGGGAUGGUUUGAAUGUGAACUUAGUGGUAACUAUAGUUAGCUUUUAUAAAUAAAACUAUUAUAUUGACUAAAGCUCUCUUCUCAAUUUCAAGACCUACUUUGUCAGUGAAAGGCUGAUAUCUGUUUUUUGGAAGCUGUAGAAGACAUUUUUCCACAUGGAGGGCAGUGGAUUUUCAGUAGCACUGAGCCUCUUCCUAAUCUUUCUGUGUCUUCUCUACUUGUAUUCAGUUAAUCCAUUUUCAUUCCUUUCUCGACAUGGCAUCAAACAUCCAAAGCCAGUGCCUUUCUUUGGAAACUUGUUCAUGUUCCGUGAGGGUUUCUUUGGCCCAAUAUCUGAUCUCAUCAGGAGUCAUGGCAGAGUUUGUGGAUACUAUUUGGGGCACAGACCAGUGGUGGUGGUAGCUGACCCAGACAUGCUCAGACAAAUUAUGGUCAGAGAUUUCAGCAGCUUCACAAACAGAAUGGCUUUUAGUUUUGCCAAAAAACCCAUAACUGACUGUCUGCUCAUGCUGAGAAAUGAACACUGGAAAAGGGUGCGGAGCAUCAUGACCCCAGCCUUCAGUGCUGCCAAGAUGAAAGAGAUGGUUCCUCUCAUUAACACAGCCACUGAUGUUCUCAUGAAAAACCUGAACGUGUAUGCAGAGUCAGGAGAGGCCUUUGACAUCCACAAAUGUUUUGGUUGGUUCUCGAUGGAUGUUAUCGCCAGUGUGGCGUUUGCAACUCAGCUGGACUCUCAGGAGAACCAAGAUGAUCCGUUUGUCCGCCACGCCCAGAUGUUUUUUUCUUUCAGUUACUUCAGGCCCUUGAUGCUUUUUUUCAUUGCUUUUCCAUCCAUCAUGGCUCCUCUGGCCAGAUUUAUCCCCAAUAAAGGACGAGACCAAAUGAAUAAUUUCUUCAUCAACAGUAUUAAGAAAAUCGUCAAGCAGAGAGAAGAGCAGCCUCCUGAACAGAGGCGCAGAGACUUCCUUCAGUUGAUGCUGGACGCUCGAAGCAGCAAAGAGACUUUGUCUUUGGAGCAGUUUGAUACGUUGAACCACACAGACGAGCUUAGUCACAUGACCCAACAGGCCUCAGAGCAGGGCAACACCAGCCCUCCAGCACAGGAGCCAAAGCCAGGCCGUAGUUCUCAGAGAAAGACGAUAACUGAGGACGAGAUCGUGGGUCAGGCUUUUAUGUUUAUUUUGGCAGGAUAUGAAACCAGCUGCAACACUCUGGCUUUCACCUGCUACCUCCUGGCUCUUCAUCCUGAAUGUCAGCUCAGAGUACAGGACGAAGUGGAUGAGUUCUUUUCUAAAUAUGUGCGUGUAUUAACCAGGGUGCCUUUCUUCCUUUCCAGUAUAUCUGGUUGUAAUGGGAUUAACACCCUCUGGCUAUUGUUGCAGGAGUCCCUAGAUUACACAAAUAUUCAGGAGCUGAAGUAUUUGGACAUGGUCAUCAGUGAGGUGUUGCGUCUUUACCCUCCUGCAUUCAGAUUUCCACGAGAAGUCAGUCAGGACUGUGUGGUGGGUGGACAGUUCCUCCCCAAAGGAGCCAUUCUGGAGAUCCCGGCUGGUUUCCUACAUCACGACCCAGAGCACUGGCCAGAGCCGGAAAAGUUUAUCCCUGAAAGAUUCACGCCAGAGGCCAAAGCCGGUCGACACCCGUUUGUGUAUCUACCAUUCGGGGCCGGUCCCCGUAACUGUGUGGGGAUGAAGCUCGCUCAGCUGGAGCUCAAGAUGGCGUUAGUUCGUCUGUUUAAUAAAUUCAGUGUGGUGGCCUGCACUGAGACAAAGGUUCCUCUUGACUUGAUGUCAUGGAGGACUCUGGGACCAAAAGAUGGCAUAUUUGUGAAAAUCACUGAACGAAGCAAAUGAAGUUACAUCCAAACCAUACGCUGUGGGUUCACUGCACAUUGAGUCAUAAACAGAAGAGUUACUGUGAUUAAUGUAAUGAAUUAAAGUGCGGCAGACGAAGUAGACACACACAUGAUGAAAGACAAGUGAGAAAAGACAAACAAUCUUCUCUUCUACACAGGGUGAUGUUUCACUUUCUAGUUUUUACAGUGACACCAACCAGAAACAGAAGUGUACAGGAGAGACUUGAAACCAGCACAAAUGACUGUGAAAACAUGCAAAUGGUUCAGGACCGUCAGCAGAUAUCCUAAACCUGGAACACAUAAUGAAUGAAGAGUCUUAAAUGGGAGAGG
Molecule: messenger RNA, 2716 nt
Organism: Cynoglossus semilaevis (tongue sole)
Lineage: Eukaryota; Metazoa; Chordata; Actinopteri; Pleuronectiformes; Cynoglossidae
Gene: tbxas1
Product: thromboxane A synthase 1 (platelet)
Exons: 12
Coding region: 687-2384 (565 amino acids)
Molecular function (GO): steroid hydroxylase activity; oxidoreductase activity, acting on paired donors, with incorporation or reduction of molecular oxygen; iron ion binding
Source: RefSeq, a predicted model, not a curated record